AGGCCAAUAAAAAUUUCACGUGACGGUGUUUUUUCUUUUUCUGUGUCCCAUUUUGAGCCUUUUCUUUGAAGUGUUCAGAUCUAGAUCUAUGAGCUGAAUUCAAAAUGUAUCCCUUAAGCCUUUCUAUUCUAAAAGGCCUAACAGUUUGGCAACAAUCGUGAAGCCCCUGCUCUGGACUUUAUUUUUUUUCAUAGACACAUAUAGAUCUAAACGCUGUUACCGGACAAAAUGUAAUGUGCAGUGAUAGAUCUGGAGUAUUUAAAUACUGGAUGUUACAACAGCUUUACGUUGUGUAAAUAAAUGACACUUAAGGCUUCAUCGUGGAUCAAAACUAAAUUAGAACAAGAAAAAGCGAAAAACAUUUUGUGUUCUUGUUGACCAGAAAAAGAUGACAAUGUUCCUAGUGGAGUUAUGCCUGUUGUGUGAUGAUCAUAAUAUAAAUAGUACAUAAAAUUAAAGCUAAAAGUCUUGUUGGUUUAUUAAAGUUAAACUAUUUCUCAAAACUAAUUGACAUGAAUUUCGUACAUUUUCCUAAGCUGGAUGAGUAUGCUAUUGAUCCAGAGCUCGUGCAGAACUCGCUGGACUUGAACCAAAGUCUUCAUUUACUUCAUGCUAAAUCGUUUUCUUCAAAUAAUAUUUUCCCCAAUGUGUUACUAAAGAGAAGUCGGAGGUUCUCAAAAUAUAGUCGUCAUAAAGAGAAACAACUGCGCGAGUCUGUAGACGCGGGAACUAGGGGUUCGAAUGUACACUUUCCUUUGUCUAAUCUUCGAGGGCUUUCACAAUUCAAAAGUGGGAAGAACAGUCCAAGAGACGCCUCCAGUCCACGUUCCAACUUCUUCAAAAAAUGGGACACUAUUCCACUUUUAAAUACGACAACGGAUUUUUCUACGGCUUCGAACUCCGAACCUUACUUGAAAGAUUUAGAUAACCUUAACACAGCCAGUGAAAAUUCUGAGCUUUUCCCACAAACGAAACUGAGCUCUUCAGUUGGGAGUAUUGGCAAAGGUUCAGCUAAAGAAACAAUAUCCGCGCUACAGACUAGUUGCCAAGGUAACGAUGAACUAAACUUUAAUGCAGAAAUCGCAACAUCGAAACGCCAUAAAAAGUCUCCAAAACUAUUGAAUGUGUUUCAAACAGUAACGCUUUCCAGAAGCAAUUCUUGCCAAAAAGACAAGGACAGAUUUGAUUGGCCAACACAUAAGAUUGUUGAAAAAUUUAGGAAUACAAUUCUAGCAGUUAAAGUUGUCGUAAAAUUGGCCAAAACAAUCAUGAAAACGUCAGACAGUCCCAGUGCAUUGCUAAAAACCUUCACGGCACUUUCAACUGCUCCCAAGGAAAACGAAGAAGAGAAAUCGUCUGAAAAUAUGAAAAAAUAUGGCCUCCAUUUUGAUCCGUCUUACUUUAAAGCCAACAGAGAGAUAUCUUUAAGUAGUGAAGUGAGAAGUAUAUUAAAACUACACCCGGACAGACGAACACAGGAACAAAUACAGACAACAGUGUUUGGCCUUCAAAGUAUACCAUCAUUUGCUGAAUAUCCAUUACACAUGCAAGAAAAACUGGCCAAAGUGGCUUGGUUAGACAUAGUAACACCAAAUCGAACUAUAAUCAGACAAGGUCAUUUCGCAGAAAACUUUUACUUCAUAGUUUCUGGCCAAGCCUUAGUGACUAUCCACAGACCAGGAGACGCCUCUGCUCAAACAGCGGCUUUAAUGAGAAAGGGAACAAGUUUUGGCGAGCUGGCACUCUUACAUCACUCACGAAGGACAGCAACUGUGACAAGUCAUGACACGGUACAACUCUUGUCAGUUGGCAGAGAUGAUUUUUUCGAUAUUUUUAUGUCCAGACAUAUUAAAGGAGAGAUUCCAGAGCACAUCAAAUUUCUAAGUCAACUAGAUUUUAUGAAAGACUGGCCCAUUGAAAGACUUCUGGAAAGACCUGAUCAAUGCCUGUUACACUUUUUCAAACGUAACAUGGUGAUAGUGAAAGACAGUCAUAGAUCAGACUGGUUGUAUGUGGUCAAGUCCGGAUCUUGUCAAGUAUUGAAACAGCUGAAAGGGGUCACUGCAAAACUGGGUCCAUCUCGAAGUCCACGGCAGAGUCAAACAGACAGGCUGUCGCGUCCGCGAGGGUCUCUCUUUGAAGGCAAUGAUAAUGAUGAGAAAAGGUCUUCAAAACAGGACAAUAGAUUGCAGACCACGGAGUCAGAUUAUAACAAUGACUUGGAAAAGGUUGCAUCAAGUGCUGUGCUUGAUUCAGCAGUUUCCAAAAGUAAGACAAGAGACGACCCAGUGUUUGUCAGAAUUGAACUGUUGAAACCAAUGGACGUCUUUGGUCUGGACUUGGUCAAUUUUAACAGCGGUGUUGAGGUUGAAUCCACAAGUGUUAGUUUGGUGAGUCUAGGAUCAGAGUGUAUUAUGUUGUCCAAACAUUUCUUUAUGAAACAUGCUAAUGACAAGGUCAAGAAACGAUUAUCGGAGACUGUCACUCCAUAUCCCAAUGAAGCCACACUGCAAGAUAGUUUACAGCAUAAAGUGAACUGGGAACUUUACAAGCAGUCUAUUCUGAAUGCAGCUUUUACAAAAUGUAAACUUUUGAAAAGAAAAUUUCUUGCUGUGCAUUAAUAAAAAUUGCCAUUGGACAAA
Biomphalaria glabrata is the source of this 2642-nucleotide messenger RNA. RefSeq lists its product as uncharacterized. Lineage: Eukaryota; Metazoa; Mollusca; Gastropoda; Planorbidae. The record is from RefSeq and is a predicted model, not a curated record. Bases 513 to 2621 code for a protein of 702 amino acids. The transcript has 15 exons.